Molecule: messenger RNA, 459 nt
Organism: Gilbertella persicaria
Lineage: Eukaryota; Fungi; Mucoromycota; Mucoromycetes; Mucorales; Choanephoraceae
Product: Ctr copper transporter
Exons: 2
Coding region: 1-459 (152 amino acids)
Biological process (GO): copper ion transmembrane transport
Cellular component (GO): membrane
Molecular function (GO): copper ion transmembrane transporter activity
Source: RefSeq, a predicted model, not a curated record
AUGUUGUUUAAUUGGCAAGUAGAAAAUACGUGUGUUGUAUUUCGUUGGUGGCAUAUCUCAGGUCCAUUUACUAUGUUCUUAUCUUGUCUUGCCAUCUUUUUGAUUGGGGCUGCUUAUGAAUGGAUGCGCGUCUAUUCAAUCAGAUUAGAUCAACAAUGGAAAGAGGCAGAAUAUCUUUUACAUCGUAAUACACAAGAAAGAGAAGAAGAAGAAGUAGCAGUAGGUGAACAAAGAUCCCUUGUUCAUGCUUAUCAACAACACAACAAGUUAUCCAGUAAAAGACGAUUUAUUCAAUCAAGCAUAUAUGCUCUCUUGGUAGCUAUCAGUUUCUGGCUUAUGUUGGUGUUUAUGACAUACAAUGGCUAUUUAAUGAUAGCAACUGUGUUAGGAGCAGGUUUUGGACAUUUUGUGUUUGGACAAGGUAGACUUACGGGUGAUAAAUCAAUUCAAUGUCACUAG